AUGGAACAAAUCGAGCUCGAGGCUAAAUAUGUCGUCCAUAAUCACCUCAAGGAUGGCCUUAUUGAUCUCAUUGCUGGAACGAUUGGAGGUAUAGCGAAUGUAUAUAGCGCACAGCCAUUGGAUACGGUUAAAGUCAAAAUGCAAACGUUUCCGACUCUUUAUAAAAGUGCGAUCAGGUGUUUUAGUGAUACAUUUCGACUGGACGGUAUCAGAGGAUUGUAUGCAGGUACAGCACCUGCUGUAGUGGCAAAUGUUGCUGAAAACGCUGUACUGUUCACUGCUUACGAACUCAAACUCUCGAUAAUCACAGCCUAUGCUGCCAAUACGAUUCAGGUGGUUGCUUUAAUAACUGGACGAUCAGAUGUGAAAGAUAUGAACCCAAUUGAGAACGCAUGCGCAGGAUCGUUAGCGUCCAUAUUUGCAGCAUUGUAUUAUAUUNUCUAUCGUACUCAAGGACUGCGUUCGUUUUUCAUCGGAAUGACCCCAACACUAGCUCGUGAAAUACCUGGAUAUUCGAUAUUUUUCGGUGCCUACGAGGCAUGUCGAUACUUUUUAAGACCCCCUGGCAAAACAAAAGAUGAAAUUGGUGUUUUGCGCACGGCGAUUUCUGGAAGUAUUGGAGGUAUGGCGUUAUGGGCGGCUGUAUAUCCAGCAGAUGUUGUGAAAUCUCGAAUGCAAGUCACUGGUACGGGCCGAUUUUCGAAGAUGUUCUUCUCGAUUCUUAAAACCGAAGGUUUGUUUAGUUGA
Anisakis simplex (herring worm) is the source of this 747-nucleotide messenger RNA. Lineage: Eukaryota; Metazoa; Nematoda; Chromadorea; Rhabditida; Anisakidae. The record is from the annotation of a GenBank genome assembly.